Molecule: messenger RNA, 806 nt
Organism: Mercurialis annua (annual mercury)
Lineage: Eukaryota; Viridiplantae; Streptophyta; Magnoliopsida; Malpighiales; Euphorbiaceae
Exons: 4
Coding region: 287-760 (157 amino acids)
Source: RefSeq, a predicted model, not a curated record
GUAGGAUGAAAAUGUAGAAGAACAGAUAUAUUCUUCUGAUAAUGAUGUUGGUGAUAGUUCUUCUAAGGAUAAUGAUAAUUCUUACAAGGAAGAAACUGAAAAUGAAGAGCAACAAUUUAAUGAUGAGGAUGUUACUGUUUUAGAUGGUGGAGAGAUUGAUGCUGAAGUACAUGAUCAAUCCAUUGCUGAGAAUGUUUCUGGUCCUGAGAAUGUUUCUGGUCUUGAUAGUGGAAAGAUUGAUGCUGAUGCUGAUGAUAAUGCUCAAGAUAUUACUGUUGAUGUUGAGAUGGAUGGUGUAGUGAAUUACAAUUCUGAUAACUAUCAUCAAGAGUCUUCCGAGGUAGAUAAAGCUAAUGAGAAUGUUGAUGUUAAUGUUGGGGUACAUGAUCAUGUUGAUCCUGCUGAUGAUCAAUCCAUUGAGCAAGUUGCUGAUUUUGAUAAUGCAAAGAUUGAUGCUGAAUCCAAUGCUCCAAUUAUUACUGGUGAAGUUGCUGCUGAUGUUAAUAUGGAUGAGCGAUAUGAAGAAGUUGGUGUUGCGAGUGGGGCUGUUGAGAAGGAUACUGGUGGUAUGGUAGAAGUUAAUAUUGUUAAUGAAAAUGAAGUUUUGGGAAUUGGAGAGGCUGCUGGAAAAGAUGGAGGAAUGGGAGAGCUUGUAAGUAAUGUUAAUGUGCGUAGAACUGAAUGUUUUGGAUUUGGUUUUGAUGCUAUCGGUUCUGGAAGGGAAUUCUCACAAAAGAAAUAUGUAAUUGAGGUAAUAUGAUAACUGUUAAAUGCAUUAUAAUUUUAUGAUAAUAAUAUGAUAACUG